AUGGAAAGAAGCUUGCAUCACAAUUGCAAGUUGGGUGACUUUGAUAAGAUGCUUGAAGCUGUUGGGGAAGAGGUUUUCAAUGACAUCAUGAAUAAUCAUGGUGUUGGAGUGAUUCUAAAGCUUGCUUUAUCGAAGAUGAUAUGGACUGCGAAGCCUAUCCAACAUAUCCUUGGGAAUCAAUUGACCAUUGAUACGAUGAAUGAGAUUUGGGUUUUGGUUGGUGGUCGUCCGAUGAGGUUUUCUCUACAUGAGUUUGCGGAGAUCACUACGCUAAAGUGUGACCCAUUUUAUGAUAAAGAUAUAUUGGAUGUUGACCACACUUAUUUGUGGAAGGACAUGAAGGUUGAUGUAGGUCUUGCACCUAGUUGGGACGAGUUGAUUGCUGUUUUUGACUUUUACAGGACAUGGAGUUAUGAGAAGAGAAAAAUGGUAGCAUUGCUCUUUGUCUUGCACGUUGGAAUAUAUGAGUUUGCUCGUAGUAGUAGAAUCCCUCUCAUGGCUGCGAAAAGAGUGUUUGAAUCUAGAAGCAUUUGA
Molecule: messenger RNA, 534 nt
Organism: Arabis nemorensis
Lineage: Eukaryota; Viridiplantae; Streptophyta; Magnoliopsida; Brassicales; Brassicaceae
Source: the annotation of a GenBank genome assembly